CGCGCUGCGAAGCCGGCCGGAAGCGACGGGGCGGGACGGGGACAGGUGAACUUGGGUUCGUCUUCGUUCCCUCGCGCCGCCGGACACCGGGCAGGCCCCGGCACCAUGAAGAUCUGGACGUCCGAGCACGUUUUUGACCACCCAUGGGAAACCGUUACUACCGCUGCCAUGCAGAAAUACCCAAACCCGAUGAACCCCAGCGUGGUUGGCGUUGAUGUGCUCCACCGACAUAUAGAUCCUUCUGGAAAGCUGCACAGCCACCGGCUUCUCAGCACCGAGUGGGGCCUGCCCUCCAUUGUGAAGUCUCUUAUUGGUGCAGAAAGAACCAAGACGUAUGUGCAGGAGCACUCUGUGGUUGACCCUGUGAGGAAGACAAUGGAGCUGAGGUCUACCAACAUUUCAUUCACUAAUAUGGUUUCCGUAGAUGAGAGACUUACAUACAAGCCACAUCCUCAGGACCCAGAAAAGACUGUUUUGACCCAGGAAGCCGUAAUCACUGUGAAAGGUGUCAACUUGAGCAGCUCCCUCGAAGGACUGAUGGCCAGCACCAUAUCUUCCAACGCAAGGAAAGGCCGAGAAGCAAUGGAGUGGGUGAUCCGUAAGUUAAACGCCGAGAUUGAAGAACUGGCCGCUUCGGCACGAGGAAGCAUAAGGGCGCCCAUAGCGGCGGCUGCGCUGGGCGAGGAGUGACCGCGAGAGUGGGGGCGCAGCGGCCAGUCCCCGGGCUCUCCAAGCUGACAGCAUAUUUAUUUGUUAUUUAAAAAAAUACAAGUAUUUUAGGUAGAAUUUUUUUGUUUGUUUAUAUGAGGUGGGGUAAGGCUGUGACUUGAUGAAGAUAAAGAGAUGUGGGGUUUUGAAAUCAAAAGGGUCAUUCAUGUGAGGCUAGUGUGGCUUGAAGCGACUGAUUUUGAGGGCCAUGGUGCUCAUGUGAACAAUUAACAGCUUUUCUAAAGUACUUGUAAGAAAUCGAUACUGAUCUUGAGUCUCCGGGAGGUACUUUGCAGGCGCUGGCACUCUGCCUGGCUGUGGACCAAGCUCAUGAUGAAGCAGGCCCCCUCUGUCCACACAGUUGCCUUACUGCCAUAGCUAGAAUGGCAUGUGUGAGGAGAACUUGUGUAGUUUCAGAUGACAGUUUGUAUAAAAUAACUUGCUCUGCUAAGAACCAUGGUAUUUUGAUUUGGUACUUAAGUGAUAUUUUUGGAGUGUAAAUUAGCAUUAACAUAUAUAUGACUCCAACAAAAACAGUUUGUUGUAUUAAAGAGUACUGUAUUGAUUUACCAAAGUUUUGUCACUUAGUAAAAUUCUCACCUUUCUUGGACUUGCCCUUGUUCACUGAGCACGCUGCCGGGGUGGGGGCGUGGCACCCAGAAAACGAAGUCCUUCCAGGAGUGGAGUGGGUUCCGCGCCGGAGCUGCGCUCGUUCUUGUUGCCUUCACGUGCUCCGUAGAAAGUCGAGCCGUGUGUGGCAGCCAGGCACGUGUGCUUCAGUUAAGGGAAUGUGAUUACUUUUUUGAGGUAAUUGACCACAAAGUAUCACAUGCGAACUAUGUCAUGUGAGAUUGCUUGACGCAGUCUUGAUUCAAAGCCAGGUCCCCCUGGUGAUGGUGUCCCCACGGGGUGUGUCGCUGGGAGGACACAGCAGUGGGGUAGGGGAACCCCAGCAAGAGCUGCAGUCCAGGUUCUCCGCGCUACAAAGUACAAAUCCAGAAAACGUGUCUGUUCCACUUUCAAGCACGAGACCAUUCUGAGAGAGAUCUCUGGAGACUAGGGUUGUAUCUUUUUGGCAAAAGGUGAUUGGUUCUCACCUUUAUUUUACAGUGCUUAAUGUAACCAAUCUCAGGUGGGUUUUCCUACUAGAUCCUAGUUAAUAUGUAUACAUAAGGCCAGAAAAAGUAUUACUAAAUUUAAUUUGUGGUUUUCUUAAAAUAUUACUUAAAGAAUCUAAGAGGGUGGGAAUCUUUGGCUAGUUAUAAAAGCAGAUUAAAACCAAUGGAGUUUCUGAGGGUUUUUGUUUUUGGGGUGUGGGGGGGGUUUUUUUUGUAAUUGAAGAUGGUUUUUAUAAAUGAAAUGCCAUUGCAUCUUAACAACAUUGCCAAAUAUUGUACAAAAAGUGACUUGUAUAAUUUUGUGUUCUGAAAUGAAUAUUUCUGGAAAAGUCCUAUGCGGUUUUUUUUUACUUUGAUGUAGCGAUGAAAUUCUGUAAGCUGGUAAAAUAUAAAUACACAAACGAACUCACUGAAGAUUUCAAAUUACCCUGGAAUAAAUGUUAGUCAAUGCAGCCUUGAGCAUCUUAACCCUAUUUAAGUGAACUUACAUGAAUUUAAAACCUUUGUGGUUAAUAAAAACUUAAUUUCUCUAUGA
Messenger RNA from Jaculus jaculus (lesser Egyptian jerboa), 2361 nucleotides. It is a transcript of the gene Prelid3b, whose product is annotated as PRELI domain containing 3B. Gene Ontology annotation, biological process: phospholipid transport. Gene Ontology annotation, molecular function: phosphatidic acid transfer activity. Gene Ontology annotation, cellular component: mitochondrial intermembrane space. The record is from RefSeq and is a predicted model, not a curated record. NCBI's taxonomy places the organism in Eukaryota, Metazoa, Chordata, Mammalia, Rodentia, Dipodidae. Bases 106 to 690 code for a protein of 194 amino acids. The transcript has 6 exons.